Molecule: messenger RNA, 9087 nt
Organism: Paramuricea clavata
Lineage: Eukaryota; Metazoa; Cnidaria; Anthozoa; Malacalcyonacea; Plexauridae
Source: the annotation of a GenBank genome assembly
AAUAAAUUGAGUCUGUUCAGCGUUUCAACACUCGUGGCUGUCCGACCAAACUCAACAUUCGAUGUUAUAAAUUUGAUAUCUAAAGCCGAGUUCAAACCAUUUCUUCUCAACAUUGCCUCAAGCGUUUGACAUUCAGCACCGUCUUACAACUGCAGGAGUAUAAUUUAGUCCCUGCUGUUUAUAAGAUAACAUCUUGUUUGUUUUUAUGUGAGCUUUGCAAUGGCGGUCGGCUAGAGUUUCCUAAGUCCCUAUAGCGAACAGUCGCUUAUUGAUGGGUGAAUUGUGUAAUAGUAUGGUAUGGUAUGGCAUGGUAUGUUGCGAACUUGCAAGAAUACUCGUUGAUCGAUGCGAAUUUGAAAUGUAAACCGCAGAUGGUACUCAUGUUUGAAGAAUUUGAUGAAUCAUCAAUGCAGUUGCAAAUGACCUUUGUCUAUUAAUAAGGGCAAGCACGAAAUGCUAACUGUUCGGAUUAUAGGGCACUGCUAUAGGGCUACAGCGUAUAUCAACAAACCUUAACUGGCCAGCUUAAGUCGGAAAGCGACAAACACGAGACCAAUAUCAUUCGCUUUGUGUAAAUUGAUAACAUCAAAUUCAAGUAUUCAGCUCGGUCGGAUAUAAAACAUUAUAUAAACAUAUCAAAUUAUCAACGUGGAGAUAGGCAUCAUGCGUUGUCACAUAUACAAGAAUUUGAUGUUUGUAUUAUUCGUCUUGGCCGUGUUUAACGUCUCGUUUCUGACCUACACAAUGUUCACGACUAAUUUUGCACCGACAGAGGAUCGAACCAUCGAAGGCAGAUCGAUUUUGGAAGGCGGAAAUUGGCGAACGCGUGUGCCAUUAUUUGGCAAGAGCGUGGAAAGCAUUUUGGAUCAACUUAGUCACGGGCCACGGACGCCGGUGUUUCUGUAUAAACCUGUGUGUCGGAGUGGCACUUGUACGCGAUACAGUGGUUUGGAAUUGAAGAAAAUCUUUCGAGAGAAUGGAUUUGAUAUUGUGGACAAAAGUGAUAAAGACUGGACUGUGUCGCUCACAAACGGAGUAUCUGGCGUUCCUAAACUAUCAAAGGUAAGUGUGCGAGUUACAAGAGGGAUUUUUUCAUUUUGUGUGGGAGAUUUCAUUGCAUGGUUAAGCUCAUUGUAUACCAAACGUAGGGGUCCAGUGUAGAUGGAAUAUACUUUAAUAAGUUGCAGUGGUACUGGUUUGUGUCUGAACUACCUGAAAAGAUUUCCGGCUCAAAUGUGGUGGUCCAGUGUUGGUAUAGUAUUCCACAAUAUUCAAUAACCUGUCGUCAUAGGCGUACGAGACAGGGGGCAGGGGGGGCAAUUGCCCCCCCCCCCAAUUUUGGAAAACCCUGUAAAUUCGGACAAAUGUUAGGAAAAUUCAAGAAAAUUCGAGCAGAUUUAUCAGAAAAUAGGUUAAAUUCAGGCAAUUUCAUUACAAUCCUCCAUAAAAAUUCGGACAAACUUUCAACUGCCCCCCUGGAAAGCAUCAAUCCCGUAUGCCUAUGCCUGUCGUGGUUUGUGUCUGAACUACCUGUACAAGAUUUCCGGCUAAAAUGUGGUGGUCCAGUUGUAGGUAGUAUUCUACAACAAGCUGUCGUGGUUUUUUGUGUCUGAACUACCUGAAAAAGAUAUCUCAAACGUGGUGGUCCAGUGUAUAUAGAUAGUAUUCUACAAUAAGCUGUCGUGGUUUGUGUCCGAACUACCUGAAAAAGAUAUCUCAAACGUGGUGGUCCAGUGUAGGUAGUACGUAUAUUCUUCAAUAAGCUGCCGUGGUUUAGCACUUGCCUAAGCCAAGGCUCAGGUUUACACGAUCAAAGUUUCUGUGAUCACAGUAGGAAUUUUGCAACGGUAAAUUCUAAGUUUUGAAGGAUUUGUAAGAAAUGUUUGAGAAAACAGACUCGACAGUAGGCCUAUUUAACAUUAAGUUUGCUCAAACUUUUCUUACAAAUCCUUCAAAACAUAGAAUUUACCGAUACAAAAUUCCCACUGUGAUCACAGAAACUUUAAUUGCUAGUGUAAACCAGACAGUCAUUCAGUGUUUCAGCCUUGUAUAUACUUGUUCAUGAGUCGAUGCAUGGUCAACUCGGAGAGAAUACUUAUACAGGACUCAGGAGACGAAAUCAAACAUUAAAAUGGUAGCUCGUAUCACUCCGAACCAGCAAAGUUCAACCAAUAACUAGCAAUCCCUUCCUGCUAUGCAAUGGCACGCAAUUCUAUUGACAUUUCCCCCAUAGUGUGCAAUAAAAUUAAAUAAUGCUCUUGAAUCGCACAAAAAAUGUUUGGUGCCCGUGCGAGUGUUUACAUUUGAGAUUAAGGACGUACUUAAAGACUGGACUCUUUAUAUUAUUCACCACAUAUUCGGACAUUGUAUCUUAUCUCGUCAUUAAAUUUAUGAAACUAUCCUAAACAAACAUUAGGAGGAAUAAUAACUGAUAAGGACGUUCUGCUGAUUUUUAUCAGAAGUGUUGUAAAUGCGAUAUUGAUAUCUCACUUUGAGACAAAGGGAAAACUGAUGUGAUGUCUGUGAUAUCAUUAACCCGGAAAUAGUGCUAUAUACUGUAGAUAAAGAACUGUUUUGGUAUCUGAGGGGAAAUCUAUAUAUAACCUAAACUAAACAAACUUUAUUUACACUGAAUAGCUUUAUCAGUUCGACAGUUCUAAAGUGUUCUCCCUAGGGGUCCAGUAAGGAUCAUCUCUUAUUGAUCCAGUGUUACUACCGGAGGAAACCUAAACUAAACUAACUUUAUUUAUACUGGAUAGCUCUAUCAGUUCUAAAUUGUUCUUCCUAGGGGUCCAGUAAGGAUCAUCUCUUAUUGAUCCAGUGUUACUACAGGAGGAAACCUAAACUAAACUAACUUUAUUUCUACUGGAUAGCUCUAUCAGUUCUAAACUGUUCUCCCUAGAGGUUCAGUAAGGAUCAUCUCUUAUUGAUCCAGUGUUACUACAGGAGAAAACCUAAACUAAACUAACUUUAUUUAUACUGGAUAGCUCUAUCAGUUCUAAACUGUUCUCCCUAGAGGUCCAGUAAGGAUCAUCUCUUAUUGAUCCAGUGUUACUACAGGAGAAAACCUAAACUAAACUAACUUUAUUUAUACUGGUACCUAUCAGUUCUAAACUGAUCUUCCUAGAGGUCCAGUAAGGAUCAUCUCUUAUUGAUCCAGUGUUAGUACAGGAGGAAACCUAAACUAAACUAACUUUAUUUAUACUGGAUAGCUCUAUCAGUUCUAAACUGUUCUUCCUAGAGGUCCAGUAAGGGUCAUCUCUUAUUGAUCCAGUGUUACUAUUGGAGGAAACCUAAACUAAACUAACUUUGUUUAUAUUGGAUAGCUCUAUCAGUUCUCAACUGUUGAUGAGGCCAGCAGAUUCGCAACAAGUUGUUCCAACAAGUCUGAUGGGGGCUGCACGUAAAAUGUUGUUAACAAGUUGAUGACAAGAAGCUCGUAGCAACUUGUUACGAACAGCCUGUAUUAGCCUAGUUGGAACAACUUGUAGCAAGUCUGUUACCAUCAUCAACCAACAACUGGGAACAAGCCGAGUACAAACAAGUCCUGAUGUCGGCUCGACAACAACCUUGUUACUGUACAACUUGUUUGCAGAUCUAUAACAACUUGCGUGAUUUUACGCGGUGUACUAUAAUAAUAUCGUCUCUUAUUUUUAGGUGUGGCAGUUCACAAAUAUUAUACCAGGCCUAAGCAAUGUGUGUUUACGAGAGAAACUCUGUCUUACACUAGAAAAACUAUCGCGAAUGCACGACCUCAACGAUUUCCAGGCAUUUCCAAAAUGCUUCAUCCUAGAUGGAAACACCACGUUGAAACACGACCAGUUACCAAAGGGACUCUGGUUGUUGCGUAAAGCUGGUAGCCUCAGAGGUUCGAGCGAAGGGUUAACAAUACUUCACAGAGACGACGUGGUGUCAUUCCUUCAGAAGCAGAAAGCGCAGCCGCUUUCUAAAACUAAAUCAGGCGCUCGUAAAACGUUGUACCAAACUCGAGCGCUAACUAGUAUUGAACAGUACGUUCACGAACCGUUUUUAGUAAACAAACGUAAACAUCUGUUGAGGUUUUAUUUAUUGGUGAAAUCGUUAGAUCCUUUAAGGGUUUAUAUAUCGGAUUUUGGCGAUGUAGCAUUCUCGCAAAUGCCUUAUAAAACUGACCAGGCUAACAGAAAUGAGAGCUGUAUGCACUUAGAUAUCUAUACAGCGCCAUGGUGUACAAAAAAUCUGAACUCUCCUUCGAAAGCAUGGGAUGUCAAUGCGCCCGAGUCGCUGGUCUGGACAUUGAAAUAUUAUUGGUCAGUUUUGUCGCACAGAAAUAUCGAUGUUUCACACACUGCCGCGCAGGUCCGAGACGCGUUGCUACAGACCGCCAUAUUAACGGCGUCAACUUCCUCCGAGAUUUUGGAUAAUAAUUAUAGCAAAGAAAAAGCAAAAUAUCUUGCUUUGAAGAAAAAUGGGUAAGAUUUUGGUUUGUGUAAAUUGUGUUGUUUAUUUGCCCGCUUGUUUGUUGGCUGUUUACUUCAACUGAUAUUGAUACUGAUAGAUUGAAGAAAUUUGUUUCUGGCUAGUUUGUUUGUCCACAAUUAAUUGACGCGCGCCAAGCGCGCCCGUAUUUUUAUUUCAUUUCUUUUGAAGGGAACGCUUUUUGCAAAAAUGGCGAGUGCAUUUCUAGUUUCGACAAGUGAACACAUUCAAAGUGCACCUAGCCUCAAUUCUUUUUAUCAUUUCAUUUUGAAGUUUGGGGUUGUGUGAGGAUUACAUACCUAUGUAAAACACCAUUUACUUUAUAGCCUUGUUAUUAUAUGAUAUUUAACUGUACCUUACAUUCUUUAAUCAGUCAUUAUUCAUCUGUGACGUAAAUUCCGGACAUUUGCAUAUCAAUAAAACUGAAAUAACUCAGAGACAAAGUGUGCAAACGAAAAUCUUUAAAAUAAGUUACAACUUACAAUAUCAUUUUAAACUUUCUUAGAAAUGAGAUGUUAGAAGAAUUGAGGUUAGGCCAGGUACAUUUGAAGCUGUCACCAAGUUUACAUAUAAUAAAAUGAGAACUACCAUAGAAUAAUAGUAAAUGUUCAAGCGUAUAAAAUAACAGAAAUUUAUCAAAUAUGAAAUAUCACAAGAAUAUGCUUUAUUCUCUCACAAAAAUCAUGCGCAGCCAAGAUAUACAGUACGUUUGAGUACUAAUAUGUAUUUCGAAACAUGUAACAUAUUACUUUCGUGUCAAAAUUUCAGAGAUGAGAUUUCCUUGAUCAGGGAAGAAAAUUGUCUUGAAAUUUCUUUAAGAUGUUCUGCGGUUUUCACAAAAAUAAAACGUUGACGCGCACAGUCAAAGAUGACGCGCGCGCUUACCAGAAACAUAAUAUUUUUGUGGGGGCUAAUUACAUUCUGUUGCAUGAUGAUUAUAUAGAUUUGUCAUAUUUCACGUGAAAAUUCUGCUGGAUAACAACAGGAAACCACACGUUAUUGAUGUGGACUGCGAUCCAGGAUUCCAGACCCUGGGCAGUGAGACUUUUAGAGCAAGGUAAUCAAUGGAUGCAUGAUCUAACAUUAGCCACCGCUAACCUUAUUUCUACUGAAAAACUUUAGCAGUUCUAUCACAUGGGAAAUUUUAAUCACGCAACUGCAUAUUGCAAGAUUAGAAUAAAACCCUGAACUAACGCUGAAUCGCUGAAUUAUUUUUCAGACAAAUGACGAUGUUGAUACAAGAUCUUAUUAAACUUAGUGGAUCAUUUCGAGGUAUUAAAAGGACCUAGUUCCCCAUUCAUUAAUAAUCUAUCUUUGAUUCACUAUCAAAGCUUUUGUGAUCUUGAAGGAUUUGUAAGACAUGUUCGAAAGAACUGAGUGACUCAGGAAGUCAGGUUCCUCACUUCCUAACAAUCAGUUAUCAGACUGGCUUUAAAAAUGACGUGUUUAAUUUUCUGUGAAUAUUCGUAGGGAAAUAUGAUAGAAAACCAUAUAAGGACAAGCUCACAGACAACUUGCUCUCAUUUUGCAGCAAUAGAGGUGGUACGUAUCCAACUGAUAUUUGCCGUCGGGAAAAUACUGAUUUUAUAAAAAUUUUUGGUGACAACUUAGAAAUAAGUCAAAUAAGGGCAACUAAUCUUAUAAUUCAAUCCAUUCAAUCCCCACUUCCAUUAUAUUUUGAUUGUUUUCAAAUUACAAAAACACCUAUAAUUUACCUUCUAUCAUGCAUUCAUCAAACUUUGCGUCUUUUAGUUUUUAUAAUUAGAUUUCAAUAAUUUUUACAAUUAGAAAUUAGGUUUUAUCCGAGUGUGUCCAAAGAGAAAUUAGCAGUGGUGUCAAGUUACGAAGUAAAUGUACUUCGUUACUGUACUUGAGUACCAUUUUUGUGAAGUCGGCAUGUAACAAAGUAAACUUUUUCUGGAGUACUUUUAUUUGCAACGAAGUCGUUUUAAGAAGUAACGUUUUACUUCGUUAUUUUCAUUUUGUGGCAAGUAUCUCGUUACUUUCUGGAUUCUUUAUUUAGACACCCUUUAAAUAAGAACCUGUUCGGGCUAGAAUUUCAAAACAGAUUCUUACAUUAUCAAAUAGAGUCAAAAUUAAGUCAUAAGUUACAAUCAGUGUAGCUUUAAAGACUUUAAAGUGCAUAUAGAGUUGGUAUAAAGCAUAUACACUCAUGGGCGUACGGGAAGUAUUAGUUUGCCCGACCGCAGGUCCGUUGCGAGGACUUUACCUGAAAUCAUCAAGAUUAUUGCUAGCUUUUACCUUAUUUUAGUCGCUAAUUAAUAUUACUCCCCAAAAUCGUUGGCGAGCAGGGGGGCGGGGGAGGAGUCACAAAAAAAUUUUCCUGAGAUAUCAAAAAAUUUUCCUUAAUAUCCCAUAAUUUUCGUAAACAUACAAAAAAUUUCCAGACAUAUCAUAAUUUUUUCAAAAUUUUUAUGUUUUGCCCGAAUCACGCAUGGAUUUGCCCGACCGUAAAAUUUUUUUUUUUUGGGGGGGGGCAUGUAUACGCUGUCAUUUUUUUAGAUAAUUUGUGCAUAAUUUAUAUAAAUCAUAUACCAUACUUCCCUAAAAUGAGUCGCUUUUCUUUUAAGAAAAUAAGAAUCUAACCUAUUUAAGAACUCUUUUAUAGCCUAAUGUCCUGGUAAGCACCAUUUACAUAAUACCUAUUUAGGCUAACUUGGAAAAUCUAGGUUCUUGGUUAUUUCGCUGGCCUCAGAGUGACAAAACGUAUAAAAGCAACGGUUUUACUAACACUAAUCCUAUUCCAAACACUAACCCUAACCUAACCCUACUCCAAGUUCAUUUCCAAACCAAUUUUGAAUAAAAAGGUUUUGACGAAAUGUCAUUCUGAGAUCUGCGAAGUAACAUUUUACUGUAUCAAUUUUCGCAGACAUAUUGUUAAUUUAUUACUAACACUAUAUUACAAUUAACAUCCAGGUUGCAGUGAAGAGGAAAUUCGAACCAUUAUAAUAUUUGAAGAUGAGCGACAUAACUCGGCAAGUUUUCGACUUCUUUAUCCACACCCGAGCUCAGCGAACAGCCAUAAACAGACGAUAAAAGUGUUGAAACUUGACAGUAUCCUGCCCGAAUAUGUUGACCAGAUCAGAAAGUUCUAAAACGCAAACGUUUAGACAAGAAACUUAGUUUCCGCCUUGAUGAAACUACGCCUGGUCGCUCGAUGCAUAUGUUGUGACUUGGAUUCAAUUCUUGCAGUAUCUUUUGGUCAUUAUAAUCUUGCAUCAAUCAAUCAUUGACUUCCAUUUUGAUUCUGCCAAACACCGCAGAUUUUCUUACAUCUUGCUCACAAGUUUGUCAACAAGCGUCAACAAGUUGUGUUCGCAUUGCUUGUCACAAGUUGUCAACAAGUUUGGAACAAGCUGUUAACAAUUUGUGACAACCUUGUUGAUAUAUCAGGCUUGUUCCAGUAAGUCCGACACAAUCAUGAUAUAACAAUAUUGUUACAAACCUUGUGUCGUCAACCUUGUAACCUUCUUGUUUAUCAUGACUGUAUCAGACUUGUUAGAACAACCUUGUGACAAGUCUGAUAAUGCCAUCAAGCUUGUUACAAUUGCUAACAGCUUGUUCCAAACUUUUUACAACAACUGGGAACAAGCAGUGCGAAGACAAAAUAUUUUUAACAGAUUUUUGACAAUUUGUUUGCAGACUUGUAACAAACCCACAGCAGACUUGUAGCAAUGCUGGUCCAACAACUUGUCAACAGGAUGUGUUCGCACUGCUUGUUCCCAGCUUGUUGACAACUUGCUACAAGGUUGUUGAGCCCAAUUAGACUUGUUACAAGUUGUUCCAACAACUUAUUAUCGUCCUGCAGUUCAACAAUUUGUCAACAAGUUGUGAGUGACAACCUUGUAGCAACUUGAAGAAAUAUCAACAUUGUUACAAUACGUUGGCAAGCUUGCUAUAUACAAGCCUAUUGCGAACACAUCUUGUUGGCCAGCAAGCUGUGAGGCUUUUACGCUCAGACAGUGUUUUCGAGUAAAAGUUUGAUGAAUGCUAGAAAGUAAACUAGGUGUUUUUGUAAUUUGUAAAAUAUAUUAGAAAAUAGAAUAAAUUAUAUAUAUAUAAAGACAAGGGCGCUCUAAAAUACGCCCGUAUUUUACAGCGCCCUGAUGAAGGCAAUAAGUCAAACGCUGACAUUUCCAGGGUUUUGGGGCAUUUUCAUUACUUUGUGGAGAGCUUAUUUUCUUUAAUUUAUAAAUUUUCAGUUUUGACUUUAUUUGAUAAAAUAAGAAGCAGCUUAAAAUUCUAGCCUAAACCGAAAUUCUAGCCUAAGUUACCGGCUCUUAUUUAAAGGGAGUCUAAACAUUUUUUCAGUCUAACAGGUUUUUAAAUGGAAUCGAUGAUUCCAGAUUUCCAGUUGUAAACUAAAUUUUGAUUCGGACAAGAAGGACGAAUCUAUCAUUAAAUAGCUUAACUAUAGCUUAACAACCAAAUUUGGUUUGAAAAAUCUUGUAAAAUACGAAAAAUAUAUAGCCCUGUGAAAUGAGCACAUUUUGAGUAUUUUAGUAUUACGCGUGGGAAAAUGUUCCGCGGGAACUGACUAAGUGUUAAAAUAUGCAUAAGCGGUAUGUUUAUUGAAUAGUUAAUGGAGGGAAAUACAUAAAAGGUAGG